This is a messenger RNA of Metarhizium acridum CQMa 102, 1434 nucleotides long. RefSeq lists its product as uncharacterized. NCBI's taxonomy places the organism in Eukaryota, Fungi, Ascomycota, Sordariomycetes, Hypocreales, Clavicipitaceae. Gene Ontology annotation, cellular component: endoplasmic reticulum lumen. The record is from RefSeq and is a predicted model, not a curated record. Gene Ontology annotation, molecular function: protein O-acetylglucosaminyltransferase activity.
AUGCUUCCUGCUCGUUCUCGUCGCUUUCGAGUGCUUACUUUGGCAAUAGUGGCACUGUUCAUCUUCGCGAUACUGUACCAACACAACCCUCUGCCAUCUCGCACUUGGCUUCCGCCAUGGGAGUCUCUAAAGAGUCCGAAACCGCACAAAGCCCAAAGCCUGCGGCCGAGCCUCGACUUACCAUCGGAAUAUACACCAAAGUCCUCCGAUACCGAAUGGUGCCAAGAACGCUUCGGCGUCAAGUUUCUCGAAAAUGUUCGCGAGUCCUCCAUCUCAUACUGCACCCCGACCUCCCCUAGCUUGUCUUGUUUCUGGUCGACAACUACUGAGGAGCGACAUGAUGCCAUGUGUCAUGGAAAAGGUGCCACAUAUGACGCUGGCGAGUCCAAGUUCCGACUUGGAUGCCGACUGAGAGACCUAUCACCAGAAGAAGUUCAGAGUGACAUUCCACGAAUACCAGACAACCUGACUCAAUAUUGGUAUGACACCGGGCCUGGGCUAGUUUUCAACGAGGCCGUACUCCUCGAUCCAAAUUCUCGCAUCCAUAGGUCCCGCACAAUAAGCAUUUUGGUAAAGAGAGAGGGGCCUAGCAAUCUUUGGCACGUCAUGAUGGAGUUGUUAAGCCUCUCGUGGACUCUGGAUGUACUGCAGAUCAGCGUGGAUCCAACCUCACAGAAGCCUUAUCUGUCACCAGCCGCGGCCUCUUCAACGCAGGUCAUAUUCCUUGACGAAUACGAAGACGGCCCCUUUGUCGAUAUGUGGAGGCUUUUCGCCAAAAUGCCCAUUCGGCGGAUCCACAAACUGAACAACUCUGAGCCUGCCACGGACAUUAUCAUACCCUUUUCCGGCGGGAGCAAUACGCUCUGGCAAGGAGAUUGGGUCGAACUUGACUGCCGUGAAUCCGCACUAGUCAAGGCCUUUGUUUCUCGCGUUUUGCACCUUUACGAUGUGCCCACGCCUGCCCGCAGGAAUAGAGAGGUCGUCGCCAAGUUUGUCCGCCGGACGAAUACCCGGAAACUCAUUAACGAGACGGAGCUCAUUGAAUCUGUUCAAAAGGCUAUUCCUCACUUGGACCUAGAAAUCGUGGACUUUGCCGGCUUCUCUUUCGCCGAACAGCUGAAAAUCGUCCGCGAGACGGAUCUUCUCAUAGGUGUGCAUGGAGCUGGCCUCACUCACACCAUGUUCUUGCCGCCGGGAUCUGCCGUGGUCGAGAUUCUACCCGGCGACUUUGCGCACAUGGGCUUCCGGAAUCUAGCGCAGAUCCUGGGCCACCGAUAUUACCGUACCCAUGCCGAGAUGCAUGGGGAUGCCUCUGGAGAAUCGCAGUGGCAAUUCGAUGCGGUGGAGAUGGAAGAGCAGCAAUUCAUUCGCUUAAUCGACGGCGCGGUGCGAAGCUUGUACAACAAUGGAAUAAGGACCUACGACGCUGCAUGA